GUGGAACAAUUACAAGUAUUGAUAACGCUUCUGAAGCAGCUACACUUGGAGUUGAACUUUCUAACUUGCCUGAUGAUGGAUACAAGGAGAUCUUUAUAUCCGGAUGGACAGGUAUUGGAAUUUACACAAACCAACACACGGAUGGGAAGUGCCUUGUGAUCACAAAUUACAGAAACAAAGAUUUAAAUCCAGAAGUAUUUUAUGAUUAUUAUGAGGAUUGUUCUGGUCGCUCUGAGUUGCUUUGUGAAAUACCCCGACUCUCUACUGGAUGCCCAAGUAACGCCAAUGACUUUUUCAUUGACAAUAGUUGCUACUCGGUUGACUUUGUAUUUGAUGAGCAUGAUAGAAAUUCUAUGUGCUGCCAAAUGAAAGGGGGAACUCUCGUUCGAAUUGACUCGCAGUACGAACUUACCCAGAUUGGCAUAAAACUGAAAGAGCUUGGUAUUGAAGGAAAGGGGACGUCGGAAUUCUCUGUAGACUAUUACAAUACAACUGUAAGAGAUCCAUUAGAUGACAAAAAUUGCUUGCUGUAUACGAAUCAGAGAUACAAAUUCACAGAUAGAACUAAGUACACUUGGGCCUCAAAAUCCUGCUUAUCCAGUUCCCAACACCUAUGCGAACUACCAAAACCAGACUCGGGUUGUCCGUCCCCAAAUGGUUUCAAUAGUUUCUCAUUGGGAUCAACAUGCUAUCUGUUUAAUGCAGUUAAGGCCAAUGCUCGUAAUAUCAUCAAUGCUUGCGAAUCGUUAGGCGCCACUGUUGCUCGGAUCGAUUCUGGAGCCGAGGCAGGAUGGAUAGGUGACCAACUUGCGCAAUUUGACGAUAAUGAAGACAAAUUCAAGGAAAUAUACAUCACUGCAUGGACAGGUAUUGGUGUAUAUGAAAAUCAACUAGAUACCGGAUCGUGUCUGAUUAUAACAAACUACAGGAAUAGAAACAGUCAGCCGGGAAUCUUUUACGACUUUUCUGAGGAUUGCUCUGGGAAGUCCCAGUUGUUAUGUGAGCUACCCAUGCCGACAGCUGGUUGUCCUGACGGGUUCAACUACUUUGAAAUAGGGGAAAGCUGUUACUUAGUUGAUACAGACUUUAAUGAGCAUGACAGAAACUCCCAGUUUUGCCAACAGGCGUAUCCUGGGGGAGUUCUUCUGCAUAUUGAUGACGAAGAGGAGCUACUUGCAGUUGGCGAUGCCCUCGAGGAGUUGGGCGGAAUACUAGGCAGUGGCACUAAUGAGUUCUCUCAUGGACCAGGUUUUCCUGUUGAUCCUGCAACUAUAGUACCAUAUCUGUCAGCUCUACAAGAAGCAUCAUUACAUCCCAGUCCCCCUACAAACUGCAUGGUCUUUUCCAAUAAGAUCUACUCAAAUAUUGACAAAAGCAAAUUCAUAUGGGACAUGAAACUUUGUGAGGAUGAAGCGUUUGUUAUAUGUGAGACACCCCAAGUCGGCUUGGGAUGUCCAAGUGAUUUCUCAAACUUCAAUACGGAACAAAGUUGUUACAAUAUCAAUAAGAAUCUCAAUACGUACGCCUUAGCCACUGCACAAUGUAAGGCUUUGGGAGGCACUGUCUUAGCAAUAGACUCUCCUCAAGAAGCUGCGAUGUUGGGCGAAGAGCUCGCUGGAAACACAGAUUUGCCUGGACAAUAUACAGAAUUCUUCUUAGCAUCUUGGAAUGGAUUUGGUAAAUAUGAUAAUGAGAACAGCGACGGCUCUUGCUCCAUUUUAACAAACUAUAGAAACAAAGACACACAACCAACUAAGUUCUACACGCACAGUGAAGACUGUUCUGGAAAAGCUCAGAUGCUAUGUGAACUCGUAAAGCCCAUAUCAGGGUGCCCCGAAGACUUCGACGACAUAGUAACUGCAGACAGAUGUUAUUUAUUUGACUUCAAAUUCAACACGCAUGACAGAAACCGUAUGUUCUGUCGAAUGGCUUAUGAAAACGCCAGACUUAUUACAAUUGGUACAGAUGCUGAACGCGAACUAAUUGGGAGCAUAUUCGUCGGUGAAACUGGUACACUGUUUGAAUUUUCUCUUGGGACGGUGGAGAGAACACCUACAGAUACUACUAGUUGUAUGCUCUUUAGCAAUCAGCUCUUCUACACUAGUGCGCCGGAUAGAUUCUCUUGGAUAUUCCAGGAUUGCUUAUUUGAAGCAGAAGGUCUUUGUGAAGCUGCUAAAACCGGAAUAGAUUGUCCAAGUACCUUUGACUUGGAAACUAGUGUAGGUUGUUACAAGGUUAUGCAAGCGUCAGAUUAUUCUGGGUUUAAGCAGGAAUGUGAGAAGAUUGGUGGAAAUACUGCUGUGAUUAAUACCCCUGAAGAGGCAUCUGAACUUGGAAAUGAGCUGGCGGCAGUACCAGGGAUUUCUGACUUAAGACGAUACUAUAUUCAGACGUGGGCGGGCUAUAAAGUUUAUGAAAAUCAAAUCUCUGACUUUUCCUGUUUGAUUCUUACUAACUAUCGCUAUCAGAACACUACACCAGAAGUUUUCUACGACUUUACGGAAGACUGCUCUGGAAAAUCUGAAUUGCUAUGUGAAAUGCCAAAACCUGACAGAGGGUGUCCAACAAAAUACGAUCUGGUCAAUUUUGAGAUUGGAGACAGCUGUUACUUCCUACGUUUUGGAUACUAUGAGCAUGACAUAAACAGUAUGACAUGUGCUAUGAUUGGACCUGGUGCCUCUUUUAUUCACAUCAACAGUAAUGAAGAACUUGCAGCAGUAGGAGAUCAUCUUAAACGUCUUGGUAUAGCUUACAAAGGCCUAACGGAAUUCUCAAUCGGAUUAUACUUGGCAACACAAGAUGGCGGUGGGAUUCAAAUAGAGACAAUAAAUGCUGCCGCUGAUAAUGAAACCGAAAUUCCUGUUAUGACUACAGUACAAACUGAAGACACCAUAGCCGAAGAUACAAAAUGUAUUUGCUCCAAAGAAAAUAAUGCUAGCAAAGAAGCUAAAGGUAGUGAAGAAAGCAGUCAGGAAAGUAAAGAUAGCAGUAAGGCAAGUAAAGGCAGCAGUAGGGCAAGUAAAGCCAGCAGUAAAGGAAGUAACGUGAGCAGCAAGGAAAGUAAAGAGAUUAGUAGGGAAAGUCAAGACAGCAGUGAACAAAGUAAAGUGAGCAGUAAAGAAAGUAAAGAUAGCAGUAAGGCAAGUAAAGGCAGCAGUAGGGCAAGUAAAGCCAGUAGUAAAGAAAGUAAAGGGAGUAGUACGGAAAGUAACGGAAGCAGAAGUAGUAAAGAAAGAAGUGAGAGUAAUGCAUCAACUAGUGUCAAAUCAAGUAAGGAAAGUGGGGCCAAGGGAAGGCGAAGGAAGAGGAUGACGUCAUCCAGCAAUGGAAGCAACGAAUCGGGCAGCAAUUCUUCGGAUGGGUGUGUCUGCCCUAGAACUGAUGCAGAUAGCAAGAACAGUGAAGAAAGUAAAGCCAACAGUGUGGGAAGUGACGGCAGCAGUAUGGAAAGUGACAGCAGUAGUAAGGAAAGUAAAGCCAGCAGUAAAGAAAGUAAAGCCAGCAGUAAGGAGUCUAAAGAAAGUAAAGGCAGUAGCGAGGAAAGCAAAGCCGAUAGUAAAGGAAGUAAAGUGAGCUGUAAGGAAAUUGAAGCAAUCAGUAAAGAAAGCAAAGAUAGCAAUAAGGAAAGUCAAGACAGCAGUGAGGAAAGUCAAGUGAGCAGUAAAGAAAG
Molecule: messenger RNA, 3670 nt
Organism: Owenia fusiformis
Lineage: Eukaryota; Metazoa; Annelida; Polychaeta; Sabellida; Oweniidae
Source: the annotation of a GenBank genome assembly